Vigna radiata var. radiata (mung bean) is the source of this 2761-nucleotide messenger RNA. RefSeq names its product ribosome biogenesis protein BOP1 homolog. Gene Ontology annotation, molecular function: ribonucleoprotein complex binding; protein binding. Bases 133 to 2316 code for a protein of 727 amino acids. The record is from RefSeq and is a predicted model, not a curated record. Gene Ontology annotation, cellular component: PeBoW complex; preribosome, large subunit precursor. Gene Ontology annotation, biological process: ribosome biogenesis; maturation of LSU-rRNA from tricistronic rRNA transcript (SSU-rRNA, 5.8S rRNA, LSU-rRNA). The transcript has 18 exons. NCBI's taxonomy places the organism in Eukaryota, Viridiplantae, Streptophyta, Magnoliopsida, Fabales, Fabaceae.
GCAGAGUUUUAUGAAGAUUGGGCCUAACAAAGAAGCAAAGGUGUGAGAAAUCAAAUUGCGGCUGGGUUGAGUAACGAUUCCUAAAACCCUUUCCCUCCUCCAAACAAAACCCUAACCGCCCUAACUUUGAAAAUGAAGGGGAAGAAGAAGACGAUGGCGAAAAACGACGUCCACGAAGAAGAAGCUCCAUUUCCUUCUGAGAAGCUUCCUUCGCCAUCAGUAUCCGAUUCUGAUUCUGAUUCUGACUACGAGGACUCUUCUGCAGACGAUGACGAAUCUUCUGUCUCCCUGGAUUCUCAAUCUGAAUCAGAGUUCGAAGAAGGUUCCCCUGAGAAUGGUAGGUCCGGCGAUUCAGAAGCCGAAGGAACUGAAUCUUCUAUAGACGAGGACAUUGUCAAUGGGGAAGGCAGUGGAAACGAGAGCUCUGACCUCCAUCAGCAAGGAGCUGAGAGUGACUCCUCCGAGGAUGAGGUGGCUCCUCGAAACACCAUCGGAGAUGUACCUUUGAAGUGGUAUGAGGAUGAACCUCAUAUUGGAUACGACAUAAAGGGCAAGAAGAUCAAGAAAAAGGAAAAACAAGACAAGUUAGAUUCAUUUCUUGCAAACGUUGACGAUUCUAAGAGUUGGCGGAAAAUCUAUGAUGAGUACAAUGAUGAGGUAGUUGAGCUGACAAAAGAUGAAAUCAAACUUGUCCGUAGACUGCUCAAGAAUCAGGCACCACAUUCUGACUUUGAUCCGUAUCCGGAUUAUGUUGACUGGUAUAAAUGGGAAGAUGCCAAGCAUCCAUUGUCUAAUGCUCCUGAACCAAAAAGGAGGUUUAUUCCUUCAAAGUGGGAAGCUAAAAAGGUUGUACAAUAUGUUAGAGCAAUUCGCAAGGGAACAAUUACUUUUGACAAACCAAAAGAGGAAGAUGGUCCAUAUCUCUUGUGGGGAGAUGAUUCUGGUUCGACAGAAAAAUCAAAUCAUUUGGCUUACAUUCCUGCCCCAAAGCAGAAAUUACCUGGCCAUGAUGAAUCUUAUAAUCCUCCUUUAGAGUACAUUCCAACUCAAGAGGAGAUAAAUUCUUAUCAACUGAUGUUUGAGGAAGACCGUCCUAAGUUUAUUCCAAAAAGGUUUACGUCUAUGAGGAGCAUCCCUUCGUAUGAGAAUGCUAUGAAGGAAUCCUUUGAACGUUGUUUGGAUCUGUACUUGUGCCCUCGAGUUCGGAAAAAGCGCCUUAAUAUCGAUCCUGAAUCUUUAAAGCCAAAGCUUCCGAGUCGAAAGGAGCUUAAGCCUUAUCCCAUAACAUGCUAUAUUGAGUAUAAAGGCCAUGAAGAUGCUGUUACAUCAAUUUCCAUUGAAGCUUCAGGGCAAUGGAUGGCUUCAGGUUCAAGUGAUGGAACUGUCCGCGUCUGGGAGGUUGAAACUGGCAGAUGUCUUAGGCGGUGGGAAGUUGGUGAAGGUGUCAGCUGUGUUUCCUGGAAUCCUCUGCCUGAUAUGCAUAUUCUAGCUGUUUCUGCGGGACAAGAUGUACUUCUACUGAACACCGGUUUGGGGGAUGAAGAAUUGCAGAACCAGAUUAAGGAGCUUCUCUGGAUUGACUCUUCAACAACAUCAGAUGACUCUGGUGAUAAAGCACCUAGUGUAAGCUGGCUUAAAGAUGACAAACAUAUGGGUUUAAGGUUAAGGCACUUCAAGACAGUUACUGCUGUAGAAUGGCACCGGAAAGGUGACUACUUUUCAACAGUGAUGCCAACAGGUGAGUCCAGGGCAGUUUUGAUACACCAGUUAUCCAAGAAGCUUACGCAAAAACUUCCUUUCAAAUUACAUGGACUUGCUGUUAGGUCAACCUUCCAUCCAUCCCGUUCCAUCUUCUUUGUUUGUACAAAAAAGACCGUUCGUGUGUAUGAUUUAUUAAAAACUAAGCUCAUAAAAAAGCUUGAUACUGGGCUUCGUGAAGCCUCGUCUAUUGCAGUUCAUCCCGGAGGUGAUAAUUUAAUUGUGGGUAGCAAAGAAGGCAAGAUGUGUUGGUUUGACAUGGACCUUUCAUCUAAACCAUAUAAAAUUCUUAAGUGUCACCCAAAAGAUAUCAACAAUGUCAUCUUUCACCGCACAUAUCCCUUAUUUGCUUCAUGUUCAGAUGACUGCACUGCAUAUGUUUUUCAUGGAAUGGUUUAUUCUGAUCUCAAUCAAAAUCCCCUUAUUGUUCCUUUGGAAAUUCUUCGUGGUCAUACCAGUUCAAAUGGCAGAGGGAUACUAGACUGUAAAUUUCACCCUAGACAGCCAUGGUUAUUUACAGCUGGUGCUGAUAAACUGAUCAAACUUUACUGUCAUUAGUAUAAAUACGGAUAUACAGGCGUGUGAUUGGUGGAUAAAAUCUAGGAUGGUAGCCUGCAACAUCUCAACAAUUUUGUUCCUCAUUUCUUAAAUAGAAAGCACUGCAAGGCAAAUGCAGGGCACCCGAAUAGCGAGGUUCUUGCUCUGGUUUUUUGGAUUGUUUUUGUUUUUCACACAUUUGUCGUUCUAAAAUCUUUAGCCGAAGUAUCAUUCCAGGAAUUCAUAUCCACACAACCUCGCUUGCGGUUAGAAUAGAACUGCAUUUUUUAUGUAACAUGUCAGGUAUGAGAAACCAAAUUUUUCGAAGACACUCAGCGGAUGCUAUUUUAGGGAGAUUGAAUGUGGCAUUCUGUUUGGUUGUAUUGUAGUUAAAAACAUCGAGUAAUACUGUUUACAGUUUGUGGACUUUUGUAAAAGACGGCAAUUACUGAGUUAGCAGUUUCAA